UCGCCGCUUCGAGCAGACGCCACGAUUCCUUUCGCCCCCCAUCUAUUCCCAGGAGAAGCCGGAGGCGGAGGAAGUGAGAUCGCGAGGAGCCGCAGGCGGAGAUGAAGACGUUCGACCCGUGGCCGGUGUUCUUCCGCCGGGAGUGGAGGCGCAACUGGCCCUUCCUCACCGGGUUCGCCAUCACCGGAUUCUUCAUCGCCAAGAUGACGGCCAACUUCACCGAGGAGGACCUCAAGAACUCCAAGUUCGUCCAGGAGCACAAGAAGCACUGACGAGGCCAGGUGGAGUUGUCCGAAUCGCCUAUGUGGUCGGCCAUUCUGCUAUGCCUGUCUGAAUGGGAAAAAUAGUUCCCCUCCCUUUUUCUCCCUUUUAUUUAAUCUGAAUGUGUGCACUCUAUGCUCCAAUGUAAUGUAAUAAGAGGCAAAUGAAUUGUUGAACCAAAAGAAUUCAGCUUCUGAUAAUGAUACUUAAGUGUGAUCCAGUUUACUGA
Messenger RNA from Panicum hallii, 490 nucleotides. RefSeq lists its product as uncharacterized. The transcript has 2 exons. Bases 102 to 272 code for a protein of 56 amino acids. The record is from RefSeq and is a predicted model, not a curated record. Lineage: Eukaryota; Viridiplantae; Streptophyta; Magnoliopsida; Poales; Poaceae.